AAAUCGUCGGCCAAUCAGCCUAACGCCGUCGUUGUAUUAAUCUCUUCCCUCGACCAGCCUGCCUCAAGCUCUUUUCAGCCUUGGUCGCGGUGUCAGGUUUCUUCUGAUUAGCAACGAGCGGAAUCAAUUGUUUGUUGUUCAUGGGCUCUGCAAAUGGAUUAACAAGUGCACAAGGGACCCAACCACUAUUUUCCUUUGGGGUUAUUUCUGAUGUUCAGCAUGCUGAUAUUCCGGAUGGUCGCUCAUUUCUGGGUGUUCCUAGGUUUUAUCGUCAUAGCCUCCUUGUACUGCAAAGGGCUGUCCAGAAUUGGAACAACCAGAAGAGGCCUCAAUUUGUGAUCAAUUUGGGAGAUAUUGUUGAUGGAUAUUGUCCGAAGCACAAAUCCAUGAGUAUAGUGAAGAAAGUAGUUGAUGAGUUUGGGAAGUUCAAUGGUCCAGUUUAUCACAUGAUUGGUAACCAUUGCCUUUACAACCUCCCACGGGAUAAGUUGCUUCCCUUAUUGAAUAUCUCAAAUCUUGAUGGGCAUGCCUACUACGACUUUUUACCAAGUCCACAAUACAGAUUUGUUGUACUUGAUGGCUAUGAUAUCAGUGCAAUCGGUUGGCCUCAAGAUCAUCCACAUACAUUAAAGGCCUUAAUAUUUCUUGAGGAGAAAAACCCAAAUUUAGAUAAAAAUAGUCCCAUGGGAUUGGUAGGCCUUGAUAGAAGGUUCCUUAUGUUCAAUGGAGCUGUUGGGAAAGAACAACUAGAAUGGUUAGAUGCUGUACUUCAAGAUGCAGCAAAGUUGAAACAGAAAGUAAUUGUAUGUUGCCAUCUGCCCUUGGAUCCUGGUGCGUCAUCCCAAGAGGCACUUCUAUGGAAUUAUGAUGAAGUAAUGGAUGUGAUUCACCAGUACAAUUGUGUGAAGGUUUGCCUAGCUGGACAUGAUCAUAAGGGAGGGCAUUCAAUUGAUUCUCAUGGGAUACAUCAUAGAACACUUGAAGCUGCCCUAGAGUGUCCUCCUGGAACAGAUGCAUUUGGAUAUAUAGAUGUUUAUGACAACAUGCUAUCACUUAUUGGUACUGAUCGAAUAGAAAGCAUAGAUAUGGAGUUUCAUUCUUAACAAUAGUUGGAAAAAUGAAGUAUGUACUAUCUGAAUAAAUCUCGACAUGAAAAUGAAAGCUUCAAAGACCUUAAUAAUAUAACUAUCAUUCCUCAUUCCUUGCAAGUUGCAAAUAAUUAAGAUGUGGAGCCAUUGAGGUUUUGCUGCUUAUGAUCUUGCAAAAUGAGGUGCACAUGCUCAACUGUAAAAUC
Molecule: messenger RNA, 1294 nt
Organism: Rubroshorea leprosula
Lineage: Eukaryota; Viridiplantae; Streptophyta; Magnoliopsida; Malvales; Dipterocarpaceae
Source: the annotation of a GenBank genome assembly